UCGGUGGCUAUUAACACGAUGUUGAUUAUUCCAUAAGCUUUGGUCGCCCGUAAGAAUCUUGUUCCAUCGCCCUUUUCAUCUGUAUUUCUCUGCGUUUAGUCGUUGCUUCAAGAAGUUUAUUUCAUAGGGAAAAAUUUGCACAGUGAAAGAGUGAAAAAAGAAGAUCAUUCUUUGAAAGUCACAAGGCUUUAAACGACCACUACGUCUCGACGGCUUUGUAAGCUUUCCUUUUCAGAAUGGCCGAAGGAGAUAACGAACGCUAUCUCACCUCUGAUUCUGACUCUGAUUUUUCCAUACUUGACUCAGAAAAUAGCGAAGACGAAGACGACGAUGGUGAGGAACUUUUGGAUCGAGAAGACGCAGAGAUUCAACUCGGAGGUGAAGACAAGGAGAGUGAUGAAGAGGACGAGGAACUGAAAAAUGAAGAAGCUUCAUUUUUGAAUGAGAUUGCAGCCCUAGAACUGUCAACGUGGGAAGAAAACAACGAAGAUCAAAAUAAUCCUAAACCGCGACUUAACGUGAACAGGAUUAUUGACCGUGUCAGUAAUAAAUUUUACGGUCACAGAGUUAGGCCACAAUACAUCAACAUCCUGACAGAUUUUGUUGAUGCAGAGAUUUUUCUUAUUGAUGGGGACUCUUUGCUGUUGGAGCUUCUUUGCGAGAAUAGUUUAGACUGGCAACAUGGCGGACAGUUUCUCCAUCUCACCUAUCUCCUGGAACGCUUUCUUCAGUACUUUACCGAUAAAGGUGGUGUUUUCCGUAUUAUCUUCUUCCAAGAUUUGGAGAUCAUUUGGAAAAGUCGACCGUCCAUGUUACUGGCACGACAAGCUCUAAUUCUUCACCUUCAAAACAAUACACGCUUCACUGUUGUCACAUCAAUAGCAAAUUUUUGGCAAGAGGGCUGGUUAGACUACAUUGAUAACAGUACGCCCGCAUUUCUGAUGCUAACUGACGCAGAAAACAUUCCGUGGAAAGAGACCAGAGAGACCAAAAAGCUGGACGUGGCAGUCGAGUAUUUCUUCCGCUGCCUUCUGUUACAUUCUCUUGGACAAAGACUGAAUUGUGUUUUCAUGUCAGGCAUUGAGAUGACUGCGACAAAAGUUAUGGGAUACUUCGUCGAGUCCACGUCAAUACAUAGGACAUACGUCAUGAAGCAUGGAGGGCCAAUGUUUGAAACAUGGCAAAUUUUGAUGACAUAUUGCAAUGGUCAAUUCACUCAGGAAAAUCUCAGUUUUCCGGUAUCGUUUCAAGAGAAUCAGAUUGAUGUUAAAUCAGAAAUUAGGGCCGCUCUUCAAUCUCCACCACAAGGCGGCUGCCGAGAGCUUGCCACAGUCCUUACUUGUGCGCAAGUCCUCCGUAAACUCCUUAACGACGAUAACACUUGUGAGGAAACUCUAAAGAUUGCCCAAGACAGGGUAAAACUUUUCCUCCUUCAUGCUGCACUGCUAAAGAAACUUUCACUGAAAUACAGAGCACAUAGUAUAAAAAGGACCUUGCUAAAUGAAUUCUGCGAGGAGAACGAUGGCAAAGUUUUUCCCUUCGACGAGAUUCAUACAGGUUUAUGGCAGAUUCUAAAGCUGAUGCAACUCGCUUUGGAAGACGCACGCCGAGACGAGAGUGUUAAGAUUUCAUUGGACAUGUCUUCAGUAGCAGACUUAGUGGACGGACGCUUGGUUCAUGUUGUCUUCUUUUGUCUUGCGAAACAAACGUCCAAACAAUCCGAAGAACUAGGUCUGCCCGAGGAUGUGAUAGGAGAGGCAGAGUGUGCGUGGAGGAAAGUUGUUACGCUUGCAAAUGGAACACGUCAUUCAAAUUUGCUCGAAUCUCAGUUUUUCCCUAUGUUUGACGGGAUUGCUACUGGCCUUCACCACGUAGAAGAGGGCAAUUCAGACGACGAUGCUUGCUUACAUCUCAGGAAGCUCCUUGAAGUGGACAGUGCUCUUGUAAAUGAGUAUGCUGGGGAAAUCAGAUCAAGAAUGAACGCCUUGGCUGGAGAUGAGGCUGAAAAUGAAGUAUUCAACAGUGGUAAGGAAUUUGACGAACGCUACUACUGGCAUACUCUUAAGCCACUAACCGAUGAUUUUGAAAGGACGAAACGACAGUUUAAAGACAAGCCUCCGACCGAUCCAAGAGAGAGAAAAUGGUAUUUUAAAAACAAGAUGAAGUAUGUUCGCUAUCAUAGACUUUAUGGCAACUCACUCGUUGGUGGCGUCGAUAAUGCAAAAAUUAUUACCGUCACCGAAGAUGGAUCAAGGAAAAAAAAAGGAAAACACAAGGAUUUAAAGAUGGUACGUUAGAAU
Molecule: messenger RNA, 2300 nt
Organism: Stylophora pistillata
Lineage: Eukaryota; Metazoa; Cnidaria; Anthozoa; Scleractinia; Pocilloporidae
Product: putative ATP-dependent RNA helicase DDX60
Cellular component (GO): cytoplasm
Molecular function (GO): ATP binding; nucleic acid binding
Source: RefSeq, a predicted model, not a curated record